AUGUUCCACCACGUGGUCUCGUCCAUGAACACGAGCAGGCCAUCCAUAUGGCGACACCCUGUUGCUGCGAGGGCGAGCCCAAUGUCCAGCUUCAUCCACAGAGGAUGGCCUGCGCUUUUUACGGCUUCGCAACCGGCGAGACAGCGCGUCCACGGCGUCUGUCCCAUUUUCAAGGCCGCAAAUGGUAUGCUCAACACCACAAUAACCCAGUCUUUGGUACCUACGUGGACUCCCAUGGGCAUUCGCAAGCUCGCCCACACCACGCAUCUCCCGAUCCCUCACGGGCCUAACGUGUCCAUGAAGAUGAAGAAGAGAGAGCUAAAGGAGGAGCUGCGUCGUCUGCGUGCCGAGUGGCGCCUAAAGCAGUCUCAAUCUGCUGUGGAUCGUGAGACCCAUAGUUUGGUUGCCAAGCAAGCAGAGAAUCAUACUCAAUCCGACACCAAGGGCGAAAGUGGUCAAUCUACGGAAGUGCAGGCACCUUCGGGGACACCAACGGAGAAGCUCGUGUCGAAAAAGGAGGUGCUGCUCAACGAAGUGCGCUGGUUACGUGAGCAGCUGCUUCAAAUCGAGGCCAACAAAGGCUCUGAAGUCAACGACACGGAAGGCAGCAGUCAAGAAGUGGCGGAUCGCCGUGAAGAAUCAUCGCCCGAUCUUGACUCUCCUGUUUUCGAGCAUCCCUCCUUGCACGGUUUACAAUUCGCAUACCUGCCUUUCAAAGCUCAGCAUUAUGUACUCACCGAGGCCCAGAGAAUCGCGGAGGAAAGCUGUUUCAACUUUGCCCAGACAUGGCUGCCGUCCUUUCUGCAACAAUAUGGCUGGGACUGUGCUUGCGCAGGGGAAAUGAACGCCUGGGCCAACUUCUUCAUAGCCCAUGCCGAAGAGGUCCCCAGGGCAGUAUUUCAACCCACUGAACUGCCGCUACCCGUCAUCCUGAACAAGACUAUCCUCUUACGCAACAUUGCUGUUCACCGAGUGCCGACGCCGGCGCCAGAGGUCGUGGAUCUCAUUGCGGCAGCACAUAUGCUGACAAUUACGCUGGGGGACAAGGAGCGCAUGGCACAGCUUGGGGAUUUGCGUGCGCUGCUAGACUGGAGUAUCGAGACCAUGACGAUGAACAAGACGGCCCUCAAAAGCUCCGUGGGACCGCAGCUGUACGAGAUUCAGCAACAGCGCGACGAACUAGCCAGACGGGAGCGCGAGAUUAUAGCCCGGCUCUGGGAGGAGGACGCUGCCCAAAGAGCCCACGUGGGUUCGAUGAUGGAACAGUCCAUCAUGAAGGCUCUGCGGAAGAACGUAUCUCCGGAAGAGCUGUAUUAUUGGACCAAGUUCUCGGAGGAUUGGUAG
Messenger RNA from Pseudomassariella vexata, 1344 nucleotides. RefSeq lists its product as uncharacterized. NCBI's taxonomy places the organism in Eukaryota, Fungi, Ascomycota, Sordariomycetes, Amphisphaeriales, Pseudomassariaceae. The transcript is spliced from 2 exons. The coding region runs from base 1 to 1344 and encodes 447 amino acids. The record is from RefSeq and is a predicted model, not a curated record.